AUCACUUUAGUUGAGACACACCCUGCGCAAAACACCUACAUUAACUGUCAGCUAUUCCGCCAUUUGUGUGGAAGUUAUUCAGUUGUUGUUGUAUUUUUUUUUUUAGCACGAAGACGUAGUUUUGUCGUAGUUUGACCGUCUGGGGCGUUGUCGUCACCGCUCCGCGUCGUCUGAAUCGAUAAGUGCGGCCACGGCCCCGGCCAACAUGGAGGCGGUGUUCGCUCGCUAGCUUCCAGCCCCAGGGGCGAUGCUGAGCAAGCCGCCUGGCUGUAAAGCUGCGAAGCAACGACAGUCGGAUGAGAGCGCAUCCCUGACCGGGUGAUGGCCGCCCAGCCUCUGCGGCAGUCCGGGGAGGAACCAGAACCAGAACCAGCCGCCUGCUAGCGUUGCCUGUCGGAGCCGCAGAUGCUGAUGACUGGCUGUUUCCUGCCGACCGACUCGCAGGCGCCAUGGCCGGGAAGGUGAAGUGGGUGACAGACAUCGAGAAGUCGGUGCUCAUCAAUAACUUCGAGAAAAGGGAAUGGGUUCCGGUGACAGAAAGCGAGGACUGGAAUUUCUACUGGAUGAGCAUCCAGACCAUCAGGAACGUGUUCAGCGUGGACACCGGCUACCGGCUGUCGGACGAACAGCUGGUCAACCACUUCCCCAACCACUACGAGCUGACCAGAAAGGACCUGAUGAUCAAGAACAUCAAGCGGUACCGCAAGGAGCUGGAAAAGGAAGGCAGUCCGCUCGCAGAGAAGGACGAGAACGGGAAAUACGUUUACCUGGAUUUUGUUCCCGUGACGUUCAUGCUCCCUGCUGAUUAUAAUUUGUUUGUGGAGGAGUUUCGCAAGAAUCCCUCCAGCACCUGGAUCAUGAAGCCCUGCGGGAAAGCCCAGGGCAAAGGCAUCUUCCUCAUCAACAAGCUGUCGCAGAUUAAGAAGUGGUCCCGAGACAGCCGCACGUCCACGUUUGUCGCGGCAUCCAGCGGGAAAGAGGCUUAUGUCAUCUCUCUGUACAUCGACAACCCUCUGCUGAUAGGAGGGAAGAAGUUUGACCUGCGGCUUUACGUCCUGGUGACAACAUACCGGCCUCUGAAAUGCUACAUGUACAAGUUGGGCUUCUGCCGGUUCUGCACGGUGAAGUACACGCCCAGCACCAGUGAGCUGGACAACAUGUUUGUGCACCUCACCAAUGUGGCCAUCCAGAAACACGGGGAUGACUACAACCACGUUCACGGGGGCAAAUGGACGGUCAGUAAUCUGCGUUUGUACCUGGAGAGCACCAGGGGGAAGGAGGUGACAAACCGGCUCUUUGACCAGAUCCACUGGAUUGUGGUGCAGUCACUGAAGGCUGUUGCACCUGUGAUGAACAAUGACAAGCACUGUUUUGAGUGUUACGGGUAUGACAUCAUCAUCGACGACAAGCUGAAGCCGUGGCUUAUUGAGGUUAACGCCUCCCCGUCGCUGACCUCCAGCACGGCCAACGACCGCAUACUGAAAUACAGCCUCAUCAACGACACGCUCAACAUCGUCACGCCCAACGGGGAGAUCCCAGACUGCCGCUGGAAUCGCAGUCCACCCAGAGAAGCCCUGGGCAACUACCAAGUCCUCUAUGACGAGGAGCAGGCCCAGAGCGAGAGCGCCGAGCGCGACCUGCGGAGCCGCUCCGGUCAGCUGCUGGGCUCAAAGGGCACAAAGGGAAGUGCCGGCGCCCGUCCCGCUGCCGCCACGUGGAAGUGAGGUGUCGUCACUGACUCCAAACGACUUUCUCUGCCUUACUGUGGGAUAGAAAGUUAAUAAGGGACACAACAAGGACCACCCAGACGUUUC
Molecule: messenger RNA, 1814 nt
Organism: Fundulus heteroclitus (mummichog)
Lineage: Eukaryota; Metazoa; Chordata; Actinopteri; Cyprinodontiformes; Fundulidae
Gene: ttll1
Product: tubulin tyrosine ligase-like family, member 1
Exons: 10
Coding region: 450-1724 (424 amino acids)
Biological process (GO): protein polyglutamylation; microtubule cytoskeleton organization
Cellular component (GO): cilium
Molecular function (GO): tubulin-glutamic acid ligase activity; tubulin binding
Source: RefSeq, a predicted model, not a curated record